AUGGAGGGUGCACCUGGUUUUAGGAAGUACGUCGAAGAAGGCGGUAAUGACCCCAGAGUCAUUGCAGGUAUGGUGCGGAUAAUGAAAAACGCCCAAGAAGUGAGUGAGAAGUCUCAACGCGAAGCCGAGGCAGCCAAGAGUGACUACGAGACUCGCAUGAUAGAUCUGGGACCCAACGUACGAGAGUUGGUUCAGAAGAUUGAGCAGGUUCACGGUGACAUUAGCCCGCUCAAACAGGAGACGGUUAGAGUCGUGGAGAAAGCGACCGAUACAAUGUCAAACAAGAUUGACAGUCAAGGAAGCCGCACCGUGACCGAAAUCAAGACCAUGCUGGAUUCUCAAGCCAGCAAGUUCCAGGCCACUGUAACCAAGCAGGAGAUGCAGGAUUUCGGUACACAGGCUGAAAGAUCCCUCGGUCAGAUUGAGACGGCCUUGAACAAGCAGUCUUCUUUGACCACCGAGGUUCAAAGUCAUGUCAAAGCCAUGGCUGUCAACAUCGAGUCAUUGGGAGACAAUGCGAACAAGAGCAGAAUAGAGUCUGAAGGAACCUGGAAAAGACUCUUUGAUGGCCUUGGCGAAGCCUUCUCCAAGAUCGCAACAGGAGAGGAUGUGAAGGUGGCUAAGUCUGCUGUUACUACGGCAGUCGAAAGCCUCGAAAAGUCCAUCUCCAAGCUGGCAACAGGAGAGGAUAUUCGGGGGAUUGAAUCUUCGAUUACUAGGCAAGUGGAACGCCUUCCCAAGGUUGACCUAGCUCAGAUUGGGAGGAUUGAAGCUUCCACCAGUACGAAGCUCGAUAUGCUUAUGGAGAAGCUUCAAGAGAAGCCGACGCGACAAGAGUACGGCGAUGUGCUCAAAGGCGCUAUCGAUCUCAGCCAAGAUAACCUUGUUCUCAAAUUUCAGUCAGCAUUAGCUACUGAAUUUCAAAAGGUUAAGGAAGAGACCGAGGGAACUCUUGAAACAUUGCUGUAUGAGCAGUCUCGAGAAGUCCAACAGGGACUCGAGAAUCUUGGAGCUACGGCGAGAUCGGCUGCGAGGGCCCUUUUCGACCGUACAGAGUUGAUUAGGGAGGAUAGUGAACAGGCAAUGGCCUCUCUACGGGCAGAGUAUGAGGCAAAGCUCAAGGGCAAGGACGCUGAGAUCGAACUACUGAAGGGAUCAGUGGAAGAUCUACACAAGGUCUGCGCCGAUAGUAAGGCAACCAUUGAGAGAUUGGAAACAGUCAACUCAAUGAAUUCCACAGAGCUCAAGAAGAUGGCAGUAUCUUGUGACAAGUUCCGCAAGCAGAUUCGAGAAGACCAUGAUUAUUAUGGGCGAUUGAAUAACGAACUGGAGAACCGGGCGGCUAUCAUCAACGCAAAGGGCAAGCUGCUUGAGCAAAGCCAGAGGGAAACCAGUGAAGAGGUGAUGAAAAACACCGAGUUGGCGACCCAGGCUGAGCUUUCCAAUAAGCAGUGCGAAGGGCUUCAGGCGGAUGUCAACAGACUGACUCAGUCCCAAUCGCACCUCCUUGGUCGUAUUGAUACCCUCCAACGGUUCUGUGCUGGCACAGGCGGCUCAGAGGCAAAUGACGUCUCAGGUUUCUUCUUUGAGCUAGGAGCACAGCUUAGAGGCCUGAAGAUGGAUGACAUUGCCAAGGUUGAGGGCAGGGAGUUCUUAGCGCUUGUUGCUAGUAAGCUUCUUCGAGUCACUUGCUGCCAACGUCUGCAAUACUUUGUGGAUAGAGUACAAGAUAACAAGCCGCGCUGUUUCUCAGAGGUCUGCUUCAAUGGAAGGGCUGAGCCUCUUGAGGGACGGGAAUGUGAGAAGCAUGGUGCUGAAUGUCUGAAGAUGCUCGUGAGAAUAGAUAGUACUACAGGCGAGAAAAUAGUACACUUUCCUCUCUAA
Fusarium sp. VM40 is the source of this 1884-nucleotide messenger RNA. The record is from the annotation of a GenBank genome assembly. Lineage: Eukaryota; Fungi; Ascomycota; Sordariomycetes; Hypocreales; Nectriaceae.